Messenger RNA from Onychomys torridus (southern grasshopper mouse), 3053 nucleotides. It is a transcript of the gene Adarb1, whose product is annotated as adenosine deaminase RNA specific B1. NCBI's taxonomy places the organism in Eukaryota, Metazoa, Chordata, Mammalia, Rodentia, Cricetidae. Gene Ontology annotation, cellular component: nucleolus; cytoplasm. Gene Ontology annotation, biological process: RNA processing; adenosine to inosine editing. Bases 430 to 2565 code for a protein of 711 amino acids. The transcript is spliced from 11 exons. Gene Ontology annotation, molecular function: double-stranded RNA adenosine deaminase activity; double-stranded RNA binding; tRNA-specific adenosine deaminase activity. The record is from RefSeq and is a predicted model, not a curated record.
GGGGCGAGCAGAGGGGGCGGAGCCGCCGGCGCUGAAGCUGAGGCAGAGGCUGAGGCAGCGGCUGAGGCUGAGGUGGCUGAGGCUGAAGGCGGCGGCGACGGGGGGCUCCUGGCCGGGGCCGCGGGGCCAGCGGAGCCCGCCGCUGCGCCGAGAGCCGGACGCCGGCAGCCCGCGGGCGCAGCGUGACCUGAGGAUUGAAGUUUGUCAAGCUGGACAUGGAGGACUCAAGGAGUGGCUGAAGGCACACACCAGCCCAGUGCAGCAUCAAACUUGCUAUUUUAGUGCCGCCGCCGCCGCCACUGAGCUGUGAUCUCACUUUGCUUGUCCUGAAGGAGUUUUGUCUCAGGACUUGAGCCAAAAUAAAAACUAAACAAAUUUCAAGACAGAAGUGGUCUCCGCCAGUCAAGAAACCCUCAAAAGCAUUUUACCAUGGAUAUAGAAGAUGAAGAGAAUAUGAGUUCCAGCAGCACUGAUGUUAAGGAAAACCGCAAUCUGGACAACAUGCCCCCCAAGGACAGCAGCACACCUGGGCCUGGCGAGGGUCUUCCACUCUCCAACGGGGGUGGUGGUAGCACCAGCAGGAAGCGGCCCCUGGAGGAGGGCAGCAAUGGCCACUCCAAGUACCGCCUGAAGAAGCGAAGGAAAACACCAGGGCCCGUUCUGCCCAAGAACGCCCUGAUGCAGCUGAAUGAGAUCAAACCUGGCUUACAGUACAUGCUGUUAUCCCAGACAGGACCUGUGCACGCGCCUCUGUUUGUCAUGUCUGUGGAGGUGAACGGGCAGAUCUUUGAGGGCUCCGGCCCUACAAAGAAAAAGGCAAAACUCCAUGCUGCUGAGAAGGCCUUGAGGUCUUUUGUCCAGUUCCCCAACGCCUCUGAGGCACACCUGGCCAUGGGAAGGACUCUCUCUGUGAACACAGACUUCACAUCUGACCAGGCCGACUUCCCCGACACACUCUUCAAUGGCUUCGAGACUCCAGACAAGUCAGAGCCACCCUUCUAUGUAGGCUCCAAUGGGGAUGACUCCUUCAGCUCAAGUGGAGACGUCAGCCUGUCAGCCUCCCCAGUGCCUGCCAGCCUCACCCAGCCUCCUCUGCCCAUCCCACCUCCAUUCCCACCUCCCAGUGGGAAGAAUCCUGUGAUGAUCUUGAAUGAGCUGCGCCCAGGGCUGAAGUAUGACUUCCUCUCUGAGAGCGGGGAGAGCCAUGCCAAGAGCUUUGUCAUGUCGGUGGUGGUAGAUGGCCAGUUCUUUGAGGGCUCAGGGAGAAACAAGAAACUUGCCAAGGCCCGGGCUGCACAGUCUGCCUUGGCCACUGUCUUCAAUUUGCACUUGGACCAAACACCAUCUCGCCAGCCUGUCCUCAGUGAGGGUCUUCAAUUGCACUUGCCACAGGUAUUGGCGGAUGCUGUCUCACGCCUGGUCCUGGGUAAGUUCAGUGACCUGACAGACAACUUUUCCUCCCCCCACGCACGAAGAAAGGUGCUUUCUGGAGUAGUGAUGACCACAGGUACAGACGUCAAAGAUGCCAAGGUGAUAAGUGUUUCAACAGGGACGAAAUGUAUCAACGGUGAAUACAUGAGUGACCGUGGCCUCGCACUAAAUGACUGCCAUGCAGAGAUAAUCUCCCGAAGGUCCCUGCUCAGGUUUCUUUAUGCACAGCUUGAGCUUUAUUUAAAUAACAAAGAAGACCAGAAAAAGUCCAUCUUUCAGAAGUCAGAACGGGGUGGGUUUCGGCUAAAGGAUACUGUACAGUUCCACCUGUACAUCAGCACCUCACCCUGUGGAGACGCCAGAAUAUUCUCCCCCCAUGAGCCAGUGCUAGAGGGUAUGACGCCAGAAUCUCACCAGCUGACAGAACCAGCUGAUAGACAUCCAAAUCGGAAAGCAAGGGGACAGCUAAGAACAAAAAUAGAGUCUGGUGAAGGGACAAUCCCUGUGCGCUCCAACGCCAGCAUCCAGACCUGGGACGGGGUGCUGCAGGGGGAACGGCUGCUCACCAUGUCCUGCAGUGACAAGAUAGCACGCUGGAACGUGGUGGGCAUCCAGGGGUCCCUGCUCAGCAUUUUCGUAGAACCCAUCUACUUCUCCAGCAUCAUCUUGGGCAGCCUGUACCAUGGGGACCACCUCUCCAGGGCCAUGUACCAGCGGAUCUCCAACAUAGAGGACCUGCCGCCACUCUACACCCUCAACAAGCCCCUGCUCAGCGGCAUCAGCAAUGCAGAGGCACGACAGCCAGGGAAGGCACCCAACUUCAGUGUCAACUGGACAGUGGGUGACUCUGCCAUAGAGGUCAUCAACGCCACAACAGGGAAGGAUGAGUUAGGACGCCCAUCCCGCCUGUGUAAGCACGCGUUGUACUGUCGCUGGAUGCGUGUACACGGCAAGGUUCCCCUCCACCUGCUGCGCACCAAGAUCACUAAGCCCACUACAUACCACGAGUCCAAGCUGGCAGCGAAGGAGUACCAGGCUGCCAAGGCACGUCUGUUCACCGCCUUCAUCAAGGCGGGGCUGGGCGCCUGGGUGGAGAAGCCCACAGAGCAGGACCAGUUCUCCUUCACUCCCUGAGCCAGGCGGGUGUCGAGCCCAGAGUGCGAGGCUGCAGGGUCGUCCUCCAGAGCCUUGCAUCUGAACUGGGACAGCUGUGCACCUUGGGGAGGGCAUGGGGAGUCUGGGGGAACCACUGGACAUCAAGCACCAUCCCCAGCAGCUCUCACCCCAACAGGGCAGCAUGGGGAUGUAGGGUGCCGGGCACCUCACAUGUGAAUGGGGAUCAGGUGCACAGUGGGGGUGCAUGGGGGCACAGGGGUCCAUCACCACCCCUUGCCACACAUUUCCCCUCUUGAGCUACCCAGUGACCGCUUUAUAUCUCAGUUUACAUUAGACAUUGAGUUCUACUGAGUAGGGCUUCCUAAGUAUAGGAAAAUAGAAAUUACUUUGUGUGAGAUUCUUGAAUAAAUAAUUUAUUCAGAGCUAGAAAUGAGAUUUAUAAAAUAAGAAGUAAUUAUGUCAGGUCACUUUUAUGCCACAUUAUUUUAAUUGCAAAAAAAAAAAAA